AUGUCCGACCAAGUAGGCUUCAGUUUCCAAGCCGACGUCGUGAACACGGCCUCACUGGGACAUGUCUUGACCGGACGAUUACUCAAGGCCCUCAGCGAUGGCGGCGUCGAUACCUACGCCAUGUGGGCUGCCAUCCAGUUGGGCAAACGCAUUCCCGUUCAAUCUUCGCAUCAGAGCUCUCUGUACGCCCACAUCAUGUCGAGAAAGACCUACCAUUCUGUGCUGUCAAAGGCCCUCAGCAUCGGCUGGGGUCACUCAGCACCGGUGGCGGACUUGGCCAGAACGGUUGCCGGGACAAACUCCAUCAUUCUUAUCGGUGCGCUUGCGACAGGUUGCCAGGCAUUUGCUGCCGCCCAAUGCCUCUCCGAGUUAAUGGCUAUAUACGGCCUUGAAGCCGAUGCGCUGCCGAGUGUCGAUGUGCUCAAGGGACAACUUCGAGAUAUGGGCGGCGCCGCUUUUCUCGCUAGUUCUAUCAAGCAACUCAUCCACACAUCUCAGGUGGGCCAGAGAGACUACAUGGCGCUCAAGGUGCGCGGCUCAUGGCUCCCUGCUUUUGCGAGCCAUAUACUUGGCAUGUCCGUAGAGAUACGCUCCAAGGAGUCGCCACCCUGUCAGCAGAGACUCUUCUUUAUUUAUUGA
Colletotrichum orchidophilum is the source of this 639-nucleotide messenger RNA. RefSeq lists its product as uncharacterized. The coding region runs from base 1 to 639 and encodes 212 amino acids. The transcript has 3 exons. The record is from RefSeq and is a predicted model, not a curated record. NCBI's taxonomy places the organism in Eukaryota, Fungi, Ascomycota, Sordariomycetes, Glomerellales, Glomerellaceae.